UUUUUUUGCCGUCUUUGUUUCUCUCGUCCUACCAUCGUUGGUGGUAUAGUCAUUGCACUUGUAUUUCCUUACCCUCGCACUUAGAGUACAGGUUGCGGAUACAAAACCUAGAUCUGGUUACCCAUACCAGCGAAAAUGCAUCUCCGCCGGGACAUGAGUGUUGAUGAGCAUGUUGGUGGAGAGACAACGAACGGUUAUCAUGGCGAUUUGGAGGUGGAUGUUUUGAUCGUUGGCGCGGGUUUCGGCGGCGUCUACCUGCUACACAAACUGCGUGACGAGUUUGGAUACAACGUCAAGAUAUUUGAGGCUGGGAAGGACCUGGGUGGUAUCUGGCAUUGGAAUGGUUAUCCCGGCGCUCGUGUCGACUCUAUGGUUCCUGUAUACGAAUACAGUAUCGAGAAGCUUUGGAAAAACUGGACCUGGACUGAGAAAUAUCCCGACUUCACAGAGCUCCGGAAAUACUUCAAGUAUGUGGAUGAGCAGCUCGGUGUUCGCAAAGACGUCAUCUUCAACUCACGAGUCGUGGACGCUCAAUUCGACAAGCCUUCCGCUAGGUGGAUUGUCAAAACAGAAGAUGGCCGCAUUGCCAGAUCAAAGUUCUUCAUUGUAGCGACGGGGUUUGCUGCAAAGCGCCAUUUCCCCGACUGGCCCGGUCUCGAAAAGUACCAGGGAAUAAUGCAUCACUCUUCGUUCUGGCCGAAUGAAGGAGUCGACGUGACUGGAAAGCGGGUAGCCGUCGUUGGUACUGGCUCUACUGGCAUCCAAAUCGCGCAAGAGUGGGCUAAGACUGCCAAAUCCGUCACGGUCUUCCAGCGGACACCUAAUCUUUGCUUGCCCAUGCGGCAAAGAAAAUUGGCGAAAGAGGAGCAGGAAGCCAACAAAAAGAACUAUCCAGAGAUGUUCAAGUACUGUCAGACAACCUUUGCCGGCUUCCCGAUGGACUUUUAUGAUAAAGACACACUUGACGAUUCCCCCGAAGCGCGCGAGAUGUUCUUCGAGUCGCUCUGGGAGAAAGGUGGAUUCCACUUCUGGCUCGGCAAUUACAGGGACAUGCUGUUCGACGAGAAGGCAAAUGAGGAGUCGUACAAGUUCUGGGUAAAGAAGACUCGCGCUCGUAUCUCGGAUCCAGUCAAGCGUGAUCUACUCGCUCCGUUGGAGAAGCCGCAUCCGUUUGGGACCAAGAGGCCGUCUCUCGAGCAAAACAUCUACGAAGUGCUGGACCAGCCCGAGAAUGAGGUCGUCGAUGUCCGCGCAACGCCCAUCAUCGAGUGUACGGAGACAGGCUUGAGAACGUCCGACGGCAAGCUACGCGAGUUUGAUGCGAUCGCACUGGCGACGGGCUUCGACAGCGUGACAGGAGGCAUGAAGACGAUGGGCCUCAAGGACGUUGAUGGUGUGGAGCUCAGCCAGAAGUGGAAGAACGGCACCUACUCGCACCUUGGUAUGACGAUUUCCGGUUUCCCGAACAUGUUUUUCUUGUAUGGCGCGCAGGGCCCGACUGCAUUCAGUAACGGCCCUUCAUGCGUCGAAUGUCAGGGCGACUGGAUCCUCGACGCCAUGGCGAAAAUGAAAGAGGAAAACAUCAGCUACAUUGACGCGACGCGGGCGGCGGAGUUGGACUGGCAUGACAAGAUCGAGAAGCUGAGCAAGGCGACGCUCUUCCAUAACGUGGACAGCUGGUAUAUGGGAGCCAACAUAGCUGGAAAGGUCCGAGAACAAUUGAGUUUUUCGGGUGGGUUUCCGCUGUAUACCAAAGAGUGCCGCAAGGCGCUGGAUAACGGGUUCGAGGGCUUCGUCACGGCAUAGGGAGGAGCGGAAGGCGUUGGAGGUUGGAAUUUGACUUUUAAGACGAUUGGAAUGGAGUGACCUUGUACGUAGCUGGCUUUGUGCGUAAUGUAAAGUCAGUCACCGUGAAGCGAGAUAGAAGAAGAGGCCUAGUAAGAUGUGUAGAGUCAGUAUGUGCUCUAAGACCUUUUCACCCAUACCCAAAACUCGGGCUGGGAGCUAGGCAAGGAGUACUCUGUAGGGACUACUUAUAUCGUCCCCUGUCUCGCUGUCUCGCUAUAUGGUGGAUCUCGGUUCGCGGUGACGGACGU
Aplosporella prunicola CBS 121167 is the source of this 2096-nucleotide messenger RNA. RefSeq lists its product as uncharacterized. The record is from RefSeq and is a predicted model, not a curated record. The transcript is spliced from 3 exons. NCBI's taxonomy places the organism in Eukaryota, Fungi, Ascomycota, Dothideomycetes, Botryosphaeriales, Aplosporellaceae. Bases 136 to 1806 code for a protein of 556 amino acids. Gene Ontology annotation, molecular function: oxidoreductase activity.